AUGACUUCUCCUUUGAUGAAAGCCCUUAUUUUGGACAGCAACAACAAAAGUGCAUUCGUACAGGCUAUUCCGCGUCCGGUUCCACAGGCGGGUGAAGUCCUGAUUCGCGUUCAUGUCGUUGCUCUGAAUCCGGUGGAUUCGCUCUACGUCGCCAAUCCCUUGGGCACCACAGGCCGGACAGUGGGCAGUGACUUUUCAGGAACAAUCUUGGAGACUACUUCUUCCCGACUUCGACCUGGGCAGAAAGUGGCUGGAUUUCUUCAAGGAGCAUGCAGCGUUAACGACCGCCCCGGUGCCUUUGCCGAGUUUCUUGUUUGUCCAGAGGAUCUGCUAUGGACAAUACCUGAUUCAAUGACUCUGGAGGAAGCUGCGACGGUCAGUCUUUGUGCCUUAACAGCAGCGCAAGGGCUGUUCUAUCGGCUAGGACUGAAAGCUCCGUUUGACUGGGCUCAGGACGAGUCUCCGAAAAGAGACGAUUCAUUGGUUGGAGGCACAGCAUCUUUCACAUUCUUCGUCUAUGGUGCCUCGACCUCUGUGGGCAUGUACGCGGCGCAGCUUGUGCGAUGGAGUGCUAAGGCUACCGGAGCAGUCAUAAGACUAAUUGGAGCCGCAAGCCCGGCCAAAUUUCCUGUGCUCCAGGCUGAGCCAUACGGCUAUGACGUUCUUGUCGAUUAUCGAGAUUCGCUUUGGCCGCAACAAGUGGUUGCUUCGACCGGAGGCACUGGUGUGGAUUACGCAUACGACUGUAUCUCUGAGGGACAGACUGUCAAACUAGUAGGCAGCACAUUGCGCGAUGGCGGAAAGAUCGCGGUGGUCCGCUCAAAAGAAGGAGGCGCCUUUGACAGUCAGGGGCUGGAUACUCAACCUAUAUAUGGCGCGGUGUGGGAAGGCCUGGGAGUCGGGAUUCAAUACCAUAAAAUGCUGGUUCCGGCAUCGGCAGAGGCGCGAGAGUUUGCCACCUGUUUCUACCGUUGGUUAUCAGGGCAACAUAGACUUGUUGCCAACCCAAUUCGUCUGAUGCCGGGUGGGAUGGAAAGAAUUGUACCAGAUGGGUUUGCUUUGCUUGGUUCUGGUUCGAUGACUGACCGUCCACAACCAAGGCACGAGCCUUGGAUGAAACCUAUCAGCGGCGAAAAAUUGGUCUACAGAAUCACAGAUUAA
Exophiala spinifera is the source of this 1161-nucleotide messenger RNA. RefSeq lists its product as uncharacterized. The record is from RefSeq and is a predicted model, not a curated record. The transcript has a single exon. The coding region runs from base 1 to 1161 and encodes 386 amino acids. Gene Ontology annotation, molecular function: oxidoreductase activity, acting on NAD(P)H. NCBI's taxonomy places the organism in Eukaryota, Fungi, Ascomycota, Eurotiomycetes, Chaetothyriales, Herpotrichiellaceae.